This is a messenger RNA of Cydia amplana, 1011 nucleotides long. It is a transcript of the gene Tfb4, whose product is annotated as general transcription factor IIH subunit 3. The transcript is spliced from 9 exons. The record is from RefSeq and is a predicted model, not a curated record. Lineage: Eukaryota; Metazoa; Arthropoda; Insecta; Lepidoptera; Tortricidae. Bases 80 to 952 code for a protein of 290 amino acids. Gene Ontology annotation, biological process: regulation of DNA-templated transcription; nucleotide-excision repair. Gene Ontology annotation, cellular component: transcription factor TFIIH core complex; transcription factor TFIIH holo complex.
UGUUGUGAGUUUUGUUGCGACUAAACGAAGCCAAAACAUUAAUAAAUUAUAAUCUACCAGUCUUAAACCUAUUGCAAUCAUGACUGAUGACGACAGUCCUUCCGACUGCAGCCUGCUUGUGAUCGUAGUAGACACGAAUCCGAACCAGCGGUAUAUUAUUGAAGACCCUAAAGUGCUCACGAACUGCCUGGACGCAGUCAUUGCGUUCGCUAACUCGCAUUUGAUGCAGAAGUCAAAGAAUCAGCUGGCAGUUAUUGGAUGCCAUUUCCACAAAAGUGAAUAUUUGUAUCCUUCCCCCGGGAAACCACUGGAUGUGCGGCAGAUUGAUGGACAAUAUGAAUUGUUCACUCUAGUUGAGAAGACCAUUAAAUCAAGACUAGUAAACCUAAUAAAGAGCCAGCCACAAGAAGACAAGCCCGGGGAAUCUCUGCUUGCCGGAGCCUUAGCAAUGGCCCUCUGCUAUAUUGGAAGGAUCCGUAGACAACUAGCGCCAGGCGUCCGAAUGAGCAGUCGCAUCCUCAUAGUGACCGGCAGCUCGGACACCGCGGCGCAAUAUAUUAACUAUAUGAACGUCUUCUUUACUGCUCAGAAGCAGCAAGUGCUGAUCGACGUGUGUUCGCUGGACAAGCACCUGAGCUUGCUACAGCAGGGUUGCGACAUCACUGGGGGACUUUACCUUAAAGUACCUUCUCUGGAAGGACUGUUACAGUAUUUGCUGUGGGUUUUCCUACCUGAAGCGUACGAGCGCAAAGCUCUAGUGCUCCCUGGUGGAGGUCGAGUGGACUACCGCGCCGCCUGCUUCUGCCACCGUGAACCAGUGUCCAUAGGCUACGUAUGCUCCCUUUGUCUCAGCGUAUUCUGCAAAUUCAGCCCGAUCUGCACAACUUGCCAUACCGUUUUCAAGAUCGGCGGGCCGCCCAUUAAACCUAAAAAGAAGAAGCUGAAGGUAUAGUUGUAAACAAAUCAUAUAUUUUUCUAUUAGAACUAAGUAAUUUAUCUUGAUAAUAAUAA